Messenger RNA from Carassius auratus (goldfish), 2472 nucleotides. Its product is annotated as squalene synthase-like. The coding region runs from base 1216 to 2472 and encodes 418 amino acids. Gene Ontology annotation, biological process: farnesyl diphosphate metabolic process; cholesterol biosynthetic process. Gene Ontology annotation, cellular component: endoplasmic reticulum membrane. Gene Ontology annotation, molecular function: squalene synthase [NAD(P)H] activity. The record is from RefSeq and is a predicted model, not a curated record. The transcript has 8 exons. Lineage: Eukaryota; Metazoa; Chordata; Actinopteri; Cypriniformes; Cyprinidae.
AACAUCUUUAAAGCUGGAUUUGACUCAUCUUUUGUCUUCUCCAGAUGUUUUCUGAUGGACUGUGGAUUAUUGUGAUGUUUUUAGCAGCUGUUUGGACUCUCAUUCUGACGGCACCCAUUCACUUGCAGUAAACAAGUGAUGCAAUUUGUCCAAAUAUGAUGUAGAAACAAACUCAUCUUCAUCUUGGAUGAAGCCAAUUUCAUUUUUGGGUGAACUAUUGCUUUAAAAAAAAAAAAAAAAAAAAAAAAAAAAACUUUUCUCAAGGACAUGUAGUAACUUUUUGUGGUUUGUUGUUGUGACAUUUUUAAAGCAGAACUCUUGAGAGACAAUAUUUAAAUGAAGCACUCCAGCGGAUUCCUUUCCUAAACACUUUAUCUGCAGGAAACAUUUAUUUUCUUUCUUCAUUGUCAUGAUGAACAUGUCUACGAGCUGAUCGAACUUGCAAUGUGUUAAUCCUGCUCACAUCUGACUCAAACUUUCGUGUUUUUUUUUUUUUUUUCAUUUUCUUUUUAAGAAAACUUAGAUUUGAUGCAGUUUAGGUUUUUCAUAUUUGAUGGCAUCUAUUAUGAAGACUGUUGAGUCGACCUGAAACCUUUGCAUUAGCAGCCAGACACACCACUGAAGCCACUUCCUUUAAACUUGUUAAACAAAAUAACCCUCAAACACAAAUGUUACUUCCUUUUCAAAUCUAAAAAAAAAAGAGACUAAACCCCAUUUUCACUACAGCUGAGCUCCUAUUCUUGUAUCAGAUUUUUAAACCUUCUUAUAUUUAUUUCCUUAAAGAAACAGGGUUACAGUUUGUCUUUCCAACUGGAGAGGUUUCAGAAGUCAGUUAAAACUUAUGAUAUCUUAUUAUAUUAUUUCUCAUGCACAUGUGAUUAUUGUCUUGUAGUAGCGUUCUUUAAAUGUAAAUAUAACUGUACACCAAACUACUCACUCCACGUUUAACUGUUGUUGUGCAUCGUCAUCACCCCUCUGACCAAUCAGUGCCUCGCACUUGUUCAAGGCGGGCCAUCACGCCAGUGGCUCUCGCCGCUCAUUGGUCCAUGCGCUCUAAACCCAUGACGCCUCAGCCAAUCAGAGGAGUGAGUGGAUCGUGUGAGUGAGGGAUAGCGCAGGUAAACUCAUCCGAUGCUGAACUGGAUCUGUGUAGAGUUUGAAUGGAAAUCAAGCUCACCUGUUUAGAAAAGCGUCCUCAUAAACACACGCGGGGAAAUGGACUUCCUCAAGUCUCUAGGUCACCCGGAAGAAAUAAUCAACCUCUUUAAAUACAAAAUAGGAGGCUGUCGGUCUGUAAUGCCUAAACUGGAUUAUGACUCCAUGAGCGAGACCCUGCGGAGCUGCUACGCGUAUCUGAACCAGACCAGCCGGAGCUUCGCGGCGGUGAUCCAGGCCCUGGACGGAGAGCUACGGCAUGCCGUGUGUAUUUUCUACCUGGUUCUGCGAGCUCUGGACACGGUGGAGGACGACAUGAGAAUCCCGCUGGAGAAGAAGGUCCCGUUACUGCAGGACUUCCACUCGUUCCUCUAUCAGCCCGAAUGGAGCUUCGCCGAAAGCCGAGAGAAAGAUCGACAGGUGCUGGAGGAUUUCCCCACGAUUUCGAUGGAGUUCAGGAACUUGGGACUGGAGUAUCAAGAGGUGAUUUCAGACAUCUGUCACCGGAUGGGUGCGGGAAUGGCCGAAUUCCUGGAGAAGAAGGUGUCUUCCAUGAAGGAAUGGGACCAGUACUGUCAUUACGUGGCGGGUCUGGUGGGGAUAGGACUGUCCCGUCUGUUCUCGGCGUCCCAGCUGGAGGACCCUGAGGUGGGCCGGGACACAGAGCUGGCUAACUCCAUGGGUCUGUUCCUCCAGAAGACCAACAUCAUCAGAGACUAUCUGGAGGACCAGCAGGAGGGAAGGGCUUUCUGGCCGCAGGAGGCCUGGAGUCAGUUCACGGCUCGUCUGGAGGAUUUGGCUCAUCCUCAGCACCUGAGCUCCGCUCUGUCCUGCCUCAACCUGCUGGUGACCGAUGCCCUCCAUCACGUCCCAGACGUCAUCGCAUACCUGUCCCGCCUCCGCAACCAGAGCGUCUUCAACUUCUGUGCCAUUCCUCAGGUGAUGGCUAUAGCGACUCUGUCGGCGUGUUACAACAAUCCUCAGGUGUUUCAGGGUGUGGUGAAGAUUCGGAAGGGUCAGGCUGUGACCCUCAUGAUGCAGGCCACAAACAUGAGCGCCGUUCUGAGCAUCAUCGCACAAUACUCUCAAGAGAUCCUGCAGAAGGUUUCCGUCACAGACCCGUCCCGGGAGAAGACGCUAGGUAUCCUGAGUCUCAUCCGAGAGAAGAGUGUGUCUCCAGCCGCGCUGUCGUCCCGUGCGCACCACAUCUCUCCGGUCUACGUCUCGGCCGUCAUGCUGUUAGCGGCGCUCAGCUGGCAGUAUCUGAACGCCUCGGCCGGGCAGCCACCAGGGGGCGCAGACAUGCAGGGACACUGA